ACUUUGAAAUACCCCACCGGAAGUAGGCUUUGGUUUAAAUAUAUAAGAAUUCAUUGUGCGUGGCCCACUGAUCUAUCCGCCAUUUUCGUGUACCUGGGUCUGACGAAGUGAUCACAGUGGUACAUAAAUUAGGUCACUUUUGAAAGUCACUUUACUCAUUCUUUUAAUCAAGAAUCCAGCUGUUUUCGCCGAAUACUCAACAGCGCAGGAAAAUGCCGAACGAGCAGGCCGAAACCACCGCCGAGAAAGCAGGCCAGCAGCCUGCUGCUCCUCAGCAGACACCGCAGCAGCAGCCGCCGCAGGGGUGAGUCCAUUCAUACAGCUCCCUUUGUUAGCAAGCUAAUGCUAACUGUUAUCUAAUUAUCUAAGAAUAGCUUGAAAAAAAACUGCUUCUUGACACUUGUGAGCAGUCAUGUUUGUUUGGAUGUUUUCUGAUUAAACAAAUAUUACAAAAUUUGAUGUAUUGUUUGUUUGUUUUUUAUGUUGCGAGUGCCUGAAGGCCCUAUCUAUGUGAUGAAACGAUUUGCCUUUUCAUGUUAUUGAAUGUUACCAAGCGUUUACAGCUCCAGACACGUAUCCGUUUCUCCCAUAAAGCACCUUUAGACAACAAAUUAUUCAGUUAUUUCCCGGUAGAUGUGGAGAUAACACCAAGUUGUGGAUUAAAGUGUGUUAGUCGCGGCCGCGCCAUGCGGCGUCUGUGCUGCCGCUUUGUUAGCAGACCAACAUUAACUCUCAUGGAUGUACAUUUUCUACUCUAGUAAACUUGAACUUGUUCAUGUCUAUAUUAACGCUGUAUGCAUGACUCUAGAUUCGUCGAAUACAUGUCACAACCAGUAAAUAGAUGGUUUUCUGUUUAAUCUUAGUCAGAUCGUCUAAUUUGUCCCUUCUAACCGCCCGUAAACUUUAACUCGUGGAAAUCUAAAUCUGCUUUAUAAGCUAUUUCUGCAGUUCAGUACAAAGGUCUUUUAAAAGUGAAUAACACAAAUCUUCCAUUCAAACUAUGUCUCUAUUCAGAGAAGUGAACGGGAAAGCCAAGCAUGAGCCCAACUCCAGCAGGAAGGAGAGGCCCCAGAAGAGAGGUGGAGGCGGGCGUUAUGAACCCUAUGGAAACGCCAACAGAAGAUACCGCGUUUUUGUCAGCAACAUCCCUUAUGAUGUGAAAUGGCAGGCUCUCAAAGACCUGAUGAAAGAGAAAGGUAAGGUGUUUGGGAGAAGGGGCUGAUUCAGCUUUAGAAAGUUAAGGUACCCAUGGCCAUUUCGGCCUGACCACUGCAGCUUUGAAGGGCUCUCGGGUAUUUGUGCAGGGUCUCUAUUUGAAGAACAGUGGUGUAAUCUCGUGGGAGUUAUUUGGAAGGAAGGUUAUCAGUGAGGCCCCCCUACUUGUCUGUCAACUCAGGAGUUGCUGCAGAUUUGCACGAGUUGUUUCAGUUUGAAGACUGAAGUCAGACUGAACAUUCAAAAUCCACUGAGAUCAAAAACCUUUUGUGGUUUUGGGAGGUGGAGGUUGUGCAUGUGCAAAGUAGAUCCACGAAUGGGAAAAUGAAAAUGAGUGGUGUACCCUGAGUGGUAUAAGAAUAAAUAACAAAGCUGUAAUAUUUUUUUUCCCACAAAUGGGGAACAUUCUUCUUAGUCUUUAUCAACAGUAAUAUCUAAGUCCUUGUGAUUUUUAUAAGUUGAAAUUUGGAUACAUGUCCAAGGAGGUCAAAAGUGAUGCAGCAACUUUGUCUAUUUGCCAAAAGCUCUCUUUUUAAAUGAACUGUGUGGAUUAUUAUGUGCUGUCACUGUGGGGAAAGUUCUUGAAGGUAUGGUGUAUUGGAGGUGAUGUAUCACACGUAAAUCACUCAAGUGGCAUUCAUUUAAAGUUAAAAGCAUGUGUGUAGAACGGUGCAAUCCUUUUCAUAGGAGUGCCUGGUAUUUGUUUUCUGACUGUCAGUUAAAUUGCAUUUUUCUUUUUUAGGAGUGUCCUUGACAAGCGAAUAUUUUCUCAGCAGAUCUCCAUGUUGUGCCAAACACGGCUAUGCGUUGGGGAUGUCUUUGGGGUACAGGUCUAUAAAAUGAAGCAACUUCUCACGCACUGUCCUUGUUUCUAGAGGUUUGGUCUCUGAUGUCUUGCAGUUGAACAGACACAGGAUCCGAGGAGGAGACACGGCUGUGGUCAACACGUAAUCUAAAUUCUGAUGGUCUUAGGAGAAGGUCCACUUUAAGAACAUGUUUGCAGUCUACAAGAGUGUGCCACCAUUUAGCACAUGAACAUUUCUGUAACUGCAGGUUUCCUCUUAUGUUCAGAGGAGGAGUGAAUGAUGUAUCAGUCUGAGGUUAAAAUGGGAACAUUUGAUAAGUAUGCCCAGGUUUGACAAUUAACUGGGUGGAGGAAUUGAUUGCGCGUCUCUCACUUGAAACUAUUAAGGCAAGCAUCUCGAGGUUCAAGGUGGUGUUCACGGCUAUAUAUCCAAAUAGGAGGGCUGAUGGCCGAUACAGCAGUUGUUGUACUAAGCCUAGUACCUUUGGUGCUUGGGUGCUUCCAACAAGGACAGGCUGAGAAGUGCAAUUUUCUUUAAAGACUCUAGCUUGCUUUUUGUAGACCUGUACCAUCUUGUGCUGCUGCAGAGGUGCUGGGGAAGGCUCAGGACCAGCGGUCUGAGCUCACUGUCACCGGCCACCCUGUUAGUGUUUCUGCUCUAAACCCCAAUUGUUCUCUCGGCUUCUCUCCCCUUGGUGUGUGUCGUCUCUGGAAUCUGAUUUGUAGUGGGUGAUGUUACGUACGUGGAACACUUAAUGGACGCAGAAGGCAAAUCAAGGGUAAGUGCAAAUACAUACAAAUAAAACUCAUGACUAUUCCUUGACAAACCUGUGUUUGUCAGCUUUGGUUCCUUAAUUUUCAUUGUUGGAACUGUUCAGAUACACAAACCUGGCGGAGUGUGUGUGAGAAGGUGACCCGCAGGAGGCGUGUUCUAUUUGGUGUCGUCUGUGGCACUGACUUGAGGUCCUCAUGAGGGUUGAUGCUUUUGUAACAGGUCUCCAGCUUUCUAUGUAGUCAAUCCUGUGGGAUUGCAGUAGUUGAACAUGUCCCUUUGAUGCUGAAUUUGCUGCCUAUGAACAGAAGUUCAGCCUGCAAGAGGUUGCUUUAAGGCUGUUCUGUUGGUUAAAUUGUACUCAUUCUGUAGCCUCCAAUGCCCCAGUAGAGUGGAAUCCUAUCUCACAGUGGAUAUUCUGCCCUUUUGGUGUUGGAAAAAUACUGCAUUACUCCAGUCUUGACUGCAUUGUGUUAGUGACUGUGGAAAAUGUGACAUCUUUACAUUGCAUUUUUAUUUGCAAGCAAAGUUGUGGCAAAGUUUGUAGACUUCUUUUGAUAAACAACAUUUUGUUGUGCAUGCAGUUCUCUCUUUUUUUACUGAGUAAAGUGCCAAUGAGGACCAUUGCCUAAACUAAUUUGACAUUUUCUUUACUCUUCUUGGUGCUGCAUUUCAUGACAUCUUCAAUCAACAAAGGGUUGUGCGUAAGUAGUCAAUUUUUUUUAUUUCCCGUCGUUUCUGUUGCAGUGCCACAGCUGGACUGAUUGGAAAUCAAAGCUUCUUUGACAAUUAAUUUAACUCAAAAGUAAUUUUUGGAAAGUGUAAUGAUGUAUUGUCCAUAUCUUUCAGUGUUGUUGAGUUUAGGAGUGAAGAGCUGAUGAAGAAAGCUGUGGAAAAGGUCAACAAGCAUAAUCUCAAUGGGAGACCCCUCAAAGUGAAAGAGGUAAGCUAUAAGAGGAAAUAUCAGGGCGAUAAACAGCACGAAAACAUGAAUGUUAAAUUUUAAAUUCCACAUAUAUUGUGCUUUUUGUUAGGACCCUGAUGGUGUGAUUGCUCAGAGAGAAAUCAACAAGGCUCAGGGUGGAGGACCCCCAGGAGGCCAUGGGGCAAUGGGCGGGAUGGAUCGGAUGAAUAUGGAUCGAAUGGGCCCUGGACCCAAUGGCCCCAUGGUUAACAUCCCUCCAAGCCUGAUGAACAACCCAAACAUUCCCAACGAGAUCAUUCAUGGGCUUCAGGCUGGCAGAAUUGGCAGCACCGUCUUUGUUGCUAAUGUACGGAUAAAAGAUAUUUGUCAUUCCAAUCAAUAAUCCUAUUAAACAUGAUAAAGUCAGCCAAAGUUGCUUUACAGAAAGUUUCAUUUUAAUUUAAUCAGUCUUAAAGACGACAAGUAACCUUUUCUGAAAUUGUUGAUGUUUGCAGCUUGACUACAAAGUGGGGUGGAAGAAGCUGAAAGAGGUUUUCAGCAUGGCUGGUAUGGUGGUGAGGGCUGACAUCCUGGAAGACAAGGACGGGAAAAGCAGAGGCAUGGGAACAGUGACAUUUGACAUGCCCCUUGAAGCAGUCCAAGCUGUCUGUAUCCUUUUUGGAAAAAAAAAAAACAUGUCUGAAUGGAACAAAGUGAAUUCACUGUUAACUCUGUAGAAUCAAAAAAUGUUUCCACUGUGCUUUCCUUAAUGAUGUCUAAGCUAUGUUCAAUGGGCAGCUGCUGUUCAACCGACUCAUGCACGUUAAACUGGUGAGAAUCCGAAACUCCCUUUUACAUGAUCUCAGAGUCAUAAGUGGCGCAGUCUAAAUCUGUUUAUGUCUAUUUUCUAGGAUGAAAAAUCAAUGCCUAAAGAUUUUGGACCAGCUGAGAGAGCAGCAGCUCUUCCCCGUAAGUACACUUGUGAAUAGUUUCACGUAUGUAUUUAAAAAACUUAAAAGCAACAACCUCUGCAUUCAGUCAUUCACAUUUUAUUCAUUUGGUGUAAAGUUAAAACAUCCAAGGUGCCAACUGUUGCUCUUAAUUUUGUCCCCUAUCAACAUUGGGUGGUCUAUCAAAAGAAAGGACUGGGUCACCUAACAUGUUGAACAUGUAAAUGUAACAAUUUCUUCAAAUUGCACCAUUUUUCUCUACCCAGGUGGCCUGAGUGGUAUUGGUUUGGGUCUAGGACCUGGUGGGCAACCCAUUGAUGCAGCUCAGCUCAACAGAGGAAGUGGUGGAGGAAUGGGCAACAUGGGUCCUGGAGGUGGAUAUCUAAAAUGUUUCCAGUUUUUGUUUAAAAAAUGUGCUAGUGGAAUGAUGAGCUAAUUAACUCCUCUUCAACUUCUUUGUAGGAAUGGAUGGAAUGGGCUUCGGCAACAUGGGAGGUCGCAUGGGAGGAGGAGGAGGAGGUGGAGGAGGUAUGUAAUGAAGUCUUUUGGUGACUAUGGCCCCAACUGUGAUCACGGCUACAGACGCACAUAUGCAACAUAAUUGCAUAAUAAGUACUUAUUAUCCUUAAUGUGUUAAGUAUGGAGUGUAUCAGUAGGCAAAUCCUUAGCCAAUUACAGUAACUCACUAAAUGGAACUGAAGUAAUUCCAGCAGUGAGUUACAAAACAGUGCAUCAAUUAUAAUACUAAUAGGAAAAGCAUAGAUUAAGAUUUUUUCUCUUGUCUUUCAGGAGGAAUGGACAACUUUGGAGGCAUGAACAACAUGGAUCGUUUCGGUUCUUCAGGAAUGGGCAGAAUGAAUGGUAAGGACCCGUUUGCGGUGUCAGUCACUACAAGGCAAGCGUGAAACACUCUCGCGUCUUGCUGGACAUUUCUAAUGGUUUCAUCUCUUGCAUUGUCAGAGAUGGACCGUGGGAUUGGUGGUGCUUUUGACAGGGAGUUUGGGCGAAAUGAAAUGGGAAUGUCUCGCAAUAAUUUUGGAGACUCGUUUGAAAGAGGAAUGGGUUAGUAUGUUCAGGAUUAUGUUGGAAAUACUUGUGACAGCCAACCUGGAGAGCCUUGUCAGAGGCAAUGCCAACUCAAUAUCAGGACAGCCAUUUAACCCUUUGCAUUUUUUCCCUUGUAUAGGAAACAACAUGGGUAUGGACCGCAUGAGCUCUGGAAUGGACCGCUUAGGAUCCAGCAUGGACCGCAUGGGUGGGAUGGACCGAAUGGGCAUGGACAGGAUGGACCGUAUGUCUGACCUGGAUAGGCUUGGUUCAGGGUUUGACCGUAUGGGCUCAGGGAUGGACAGGCUGGGGCCCAGUAUGGACAGGCUUGGACCUGGCCUAGACCGUAUGGGCUCCAGCAUGGACCGCCUUGGCCCAACUGGGUUUGAUCGCCUCGGUUCCUCUGGGAUGGAUCGCAUGGGCUCUGGCAUGGACUUUGGCUCCCCAAUGGGUAUUGAUCGCAUGGGCAACACUGGGCUUGACAGAAUGAGCAGCAGCUUCGACCGCAUCGGCUCAACUGGAGGACUUGACCGCUUCCCCUCAGGUGGUCUUGACCGCAUGGGCUCAGGCUUGGAUCGAAUGGGAUCUGGAGGUGUGGGUGGUCAGUUUGAUCGCUCUGCUGACAUGGACCGUGGGUUUGGUGCAAACGCCUUUGGAGGAGCUGGAGGACCUGGAACUGGGGGCAGCAAUGUCAGAAAGGGAUGCCAGAUCUUUGUGAGAAAUGUAAGUGUUUUUUUCUUUGUGGUCAGUUUAACAGGAAAUGUUCAGUUGUUUUCUUUCAUGAAUAAUAAUCCAUUUUUGAUGGUUGGUUUUCAGCUGCCCUUUGACUUCAGCUGGAAGAUGCUGAAGGAAACUUUCAACACUUGCGGUAAGACUGGCCUACACUGUUGAACAAUGUUUGCCAUGGAGCACAUGCAAUAUUCAUACGCCUAUGUACUCACUGUUUUAUUUUUUACAGGCAUUGUGCAGUAUGCUGAUAUAAAGAUGGAGAAUGGCAAAUCCAAAGGCUGUGGUGUGGUUCGCUUCGACAGCCCUGAGACCGCAGAGCGUGCCUGCAGGACCAUGAACGGCUAUCGCUUGAAUGGAAGAGAGAUCGAUGUCAGGAUUGAUAGGAAUGCUUAAGUCAUUCGCCUGUCAGCCUAUGGCAUUUUGUUUAGCCUCUGAUGUCAAACACUCUUAUCAUCUGAAUUGCUGUUAGGCAUAUUCGUUCUGUAUUCAUAUUCACUUGGUUUGUUAGAUAUAUGUAACAGUUGUAAUGAUGUUUUAGGAAGUGAUAUGUUACCUAUGGUGUUUGUUUUUGCUUAAAUUUUACUUUUUUUAGAGACCAAAUUUUAAUUUUUUUCUGUCAUGCUUCACUUAUCAUUGCCUUUGUUCUGUGUCAUGGUUUUGAUAAAUAAACCUCGAUAUUUGAAGUGCU
Xyrichtys novacula (pearly razorfish) is the source of this 7110-nucleotide messenger RNA. The record is from the annotation of a GenBank genome assembly. NCBI's taxonomy places the organism in Eukaryota, Metazoa, Chordata, Actinopteri, Labriformes, Labridae.